Messenger RNA from Miscanthus lutarioriparius, 1197 nucleotides. NCBI's taxonomy places the organism in Eukaryota, Viridiplantae, Streptophyta, Magnoliopsida, Poales, Poaceae. The record is from the annotation of a GenBank genome assembly.
AUGGAUGACGGCGGCGAGGGCUCCGCGGCUGCGGCUGCGGCUGCUGAGGCGGCGGCCGCGGAGGAGGUGGUGGCGAGGAACCCUAGGUGCUUCCUCGACGUGAGCAUCGGCGGGGAGCUGGAGGGGCGGAUCGUGGUGGAGCUCUACGCCUCCGUGGCGCCGCGCACGGCGGAGAACUUCCGCGCGCUCUGCACCGGCGAGAAGGGCGUCGGCCCCGAAACUGGCGUGAAGCUCCACUACAAGGGCUCAUGUUUUCAUCGCAUAGUCAAGGGUUUUAUGGUGCAAGGCGGAGAUAUAACUGUUGGUGAUGGAACUGGGGGGCAGUCAAUAUAUGGAUUGAAUUUUGAGGAUGAGAAUUUUAUCUUGAAGCAUGAGAGAAAAGGGAUGCUAUCAAUGGCAAAUGCUGGCCCCAACACAAACGGGUCUCAGUUUUUCAUCACUACCACCCGAACACCUCACCUGGAUGGGAAUCAUGUUGUUUUUGGAAGGGCUAUAAAAGGAAUGGGGGUGGUUCGUGCAAUGGAGCAUAUUUCUGUUGAUGAAGCUGAUCGUCCGACUGAUGAUAUUGUUAUUGUUGAUUGUGGAGAACUUCCAGAAGGUGCCAAUGAUGGAGUUGUAAAUUUUUUCAAGGAUGGUGACAUGUAUCCUGAUUGGCCGAUUGAUCUCGAUGAAAAGCCUGCAGAAAUUUCUUGGUGGAUGGAUGCUGUGGAGUCUGCAAAGGCUUUUGGAAAUGAAAGCUUCAAGAAACAGGAUUACAAGACAGCGCUCAGAAAAUACAGGAAAUCCAUGCGGUACUUAGAUCUUUGCUGGGAGAAAGAAGACAUUGAUGAAGAGAGGAGCACCGCUCUGCGAAAAACAAAGUCAGUUAUAUUCACAAAUAGCUGUGCUUGCAAACUGAAGUUGGGAGAUUUCGAGGGUGCUUUGUUAGAUGCUGAUUUUGCACUGCGUGAAAGGGAGGACAAUGCGAAAGCUUUUUUCCGACAAGGACAGGUACGCAUGGCACUCAACCAUAUUGAUGCAGCAGUUGAGAGCUUCAAGCAAGCGCUGGAGUUAGAGCCAAAUGAUGGAGGAAUUAAGCGAGAGCUUGCUGCUGCAAAAAAGAAGAUUUCUGACAGGCGAGAUCGGGAGAAGAAGGCGUUUUCAAAGUUGUUCCAACCUUCAGGAGGAUCAGAGAAGGGUGACAAAGAGAAUAGCUGA